Molecule: messenger RNA, 2927 nt
Organism: Sarcophilus harrisii (Tasmanian devil)
Lineage: Eukaryota; Metazoa; Chordata; Mammalia; Dasyuromorphia; Dasyuridae
Gene: BTG2
Product: BTG anti-proliferation factor 2
Exons: 2
Coding region: 206-688 (160 amino acids)
Biological process (GO): negative regulation of cell population proliferation; negative regulation of mitotic cell cycle
Cellular component (GO): nucleus; cytoplasm
Source: RefSeq, a predicted model, not a curated record
AAAGCUAUGAAAGGAAGAGACUGCCUACAAGUCCGGGCAGAGCAGCAAAGGCGCUGACGGUCUCAGUCCACUCAGCCGAAGUCCCCAGAGUAGUGGCUGGUCCAGCCUGGCGACCUCCCUCCUCCCCGCUGCCGUUCCUGCCGGCAUCACGACCCCCGCCGCCACCACGACCCCCGCCGCCACUCUCCCAGACAGUGCGCCCGAGAUGAGCCAGACGCGCUGGAAGAGGGUCGACAUGGUCCCGGAGAUCGCCGCCGCCGUGGGCUUCCUCUCGAGCCUGUUGAGGACCCGCGGCUGUGUAAGCGAACAGAGGCUGCAAGUUUUCAGCGGGGCCCUUCAAGAGGCACUCACAGAGCACUACAAACACCACUGGUUCCCAGAAAAGCCAUCCAAAGGUUCAGGCUACCGCUGCAUCCGAAUCAACCACAAGAUGGACCCCAUCAUCAGCAAGGUAGCCAGGCAGAUUGGACUCAGCCUGCCCCAGCUAUACCGCCUGCUGCCCAGCGAGUUGACCCUUUGGGUGGACCCCUAUGAAGUGUCCUACCGAAUUGGGGAAGAUGGAUCAAUUUGUGUCCUCUAUGAGGCGGGGCCCACUUCAUCCUCUUGUGGACUCCUCACUUGCAAGAACCAAAUCAUGCUGGGCCGGAGCAGCCCCUCAAAGAACUAUGUGAUGGCCGUCUCCAGUUAAACCCCCCUACUACUGCCCCCCCCCCCCAGCAAUCUACUGUAUUCGUUCAGCCUUGACAACAGGCUAUUGCAUACCUCAACUUGGGGAAUCAUAUUUUUAAAUGAAGAGUUAUUUAUAUAUAUUUUUUUUAAAAAAAGAGGGGGAAAAAAACCAAAUUUUUUUUUUUAAGAAAAAAUUCCUUAGUGGGAGCUGCUUGGAAGUGGCCUCCUAUGGUGCCUUUGGAAAGAAAUGUUGUGAACCUGCGUGUCUUGAAGCCAGUAUCUGCCAAUAAGAGAGGUAGCAAUUUUAGGUGUAUGGACCUGGCAGGAUGGAGGUGAUGAUGGGAUUGGAGAGAGUAGGUGCCUAGUCAGCACCCCAGAGACAAUGAGAACAUCUAUGGUUAGCAACUGUGAAUGAGAAAGAUCAGGACCUACUCUGGAUAGGAGAAGGGUACAGGAGAAUUUCAAUUUAUAGCCUCCUAUAUCCACAACAAGGGUUCCAGAGACCUGAUCGUCUUUGUUAAGGGGCAUUCAUGCCUAAACUUUUGAAAUACUAUGUUGCCUAUCUUUCCUUUUUAUUUUUAUUUCUUUUUCUUUCCCUCCUCCUCCUCCCUCCCCCUCAUGAGAUCAUGGGCAGGAAAUAAAAAGGCAGCUUCCUUAUUCCUCCUGCCUAGAUCAACUUUUCUUGAAAUUAAGAAAUUGUCCUGAUAAUACCCUCAGGGUCUGGAAGGUUUUGACAUCCCAGCUGUGAAUUCUAAGGUUUUUGGAUUUUUUUAUUUUUGUUUAGACUUUUUUUUUUUUGAUGAUGGAGGGUCUGGAAUAGAAUAGAAGGGUAAGGAAACCUGCACAAAAUCUCCAUGUUGCUUUAUGCUGCUCUGUGUAUGUGUACGUGUAUAUACUGAAUUCUCAAGGGGAUGAUUUGUAAUGGAAGGCUGGGGCCCAAAGAGCUCUCAAUGGGGAACGCUCUUUGGACUGGCAGCCUUGUCUGUUGCCCUGCUUAGGGAACCACACAAAAGUCCUGAUGAUGCUGCCAUCAUCCCUUUGAGAGAUGAACUCAAAAGCUACAGGGAAUUUCAGGUCUUUUAUGAUGUCGUCUUUUCAAAGCACAAAUCUCUCCUUUCUUUCCCCCUCCUUGUCACUAGUGCUCCUCCCAUCCUUUUAGGACAAAAGUUCUCAAACCUUGUGCAAUACGGCCUCCUGAGAUUCAGAGUUUCCAGAUGGUGGAAUGAUUCUUCAACUCUCUUGCUGGCAUCUGCUCUUUGGCUCUCUGAACUCCAGUUGGCUAGUUUGUUUGGAAGGCACCUCUUGCCUGAGCCCCAAUUUCUACAGGCCUUGGCAUUGUUCUCAGGUUGCUUCUAAAAACAAACCUUUGGGCAUUUACUUCUCCUUGGCACCUAGUGCCUGGUGGUGGGAGAGGAAUGUCUUCUCUAAAUGUGACUCCAAUCCGUUAGUAGAAUUGUGCAAUAUUUACUGUUCUUGGAUGGGGAGAAAGAACUGCUAUACUAGAAAAACCUUUCCCCCUCCUCCCCAAACCUACCCAUGGGAGUAAGGGGGAGGGUUGAGAAGGCUUCAGGUAUCCCUGAACAGAACUCCCUGAGUUGGACACAGCUGGAGCAUCUGGUCAGCUUGGUUAAGCUCCUGUUGCUAGGGCUUAGUAAAGAAUCCCUCUCUCCCCUCCCCACUGCCUUCUGUGGAAGUCUCUCCCCAGCUUUCUUUCCUUUGGAUUUCCCAAGCUGCUCUAUUCCCCAAUUCAUAAGGUGCUAAUAACCAAACACUCUACUCUUUCAUUCUAGUCCUGCCCCCUUUGUGAUUGCACCAAAUUUUGUGCCAGCUCCUAGACCCUGAUUGGAGUAUUAAGUUUAAUUGAAAGUUAAUUCUUCAUCCACAGAGCAGGGAAAUGAUUCCUUGACUUGUGGAAUGGGUAAAAACAAACAGCUGUGAAUCACUGUGGAAUAAUGUCCUUGCCUCUGACUGCACACAGGACCCUGCCAUUUAUCUUCUCUUAGAUAUUUUCUCUCUUCCUUUCCUUAAUAUUUACUUUUAAAAGACAAGAUCUCAGAGCUGGACUGUUGAGCAGGACUGGUUCUCAUAUUAAGUAAAACAUGGUAGUGAAUUUGUAAGCUAUUCUGACAGAGGGGACAAAGGUUACUAAUUGUAUAUUGUAUAGUGUUUUUAUAUGAAAGAAUGUACAGCUCUAUUGACAAAUGUACACUUUUUUUUUUUUUUUUUUUGGUUACUUUAAUAAAAAUGUAGCUGUUUUA